Sapajus apella (tufted capuchin) is the source of this 9016-nucleotide messenger RNA. RefSeq names its product testis specific 10 (gene TSGA10). The record is from RefSeq and is a predicted model, not a curated record. The coding region runs from base 5569 to 8088 and encodes 839 amino acids. NCBI's taxonomy places the organism in Eukaryota, Metazoa, Chordata, Mammalia, Primates, Cebidae. The transcript has 19 exons.
GUCUCGAACUCCUGACCUCAGGUGAUCCACCCACCUCAGCCUCCCAAAGUUCUGGGAUUAUAGGUGUAAGCCACCAUGCCCGGCCAAGACUGUGCCUCUUAAUGUGAUCACUUUAGGGGUUAGGAUUUCAACUUAAGAAUUUUUUGAGGACACAGACAUUCAGACUGAAGCAGCACAUUAGAGGAACAGAAAAAGUUAGUGGGUGAACAAAGGAGGGAGUACUAGAUCUUUACAGUGAAGACAAGGGCCAAAUCAUUUAAGGACUUGAAAAGUUUGGAUUUUAUUCUUAAUUGCAGUGGGAAGCCACUGGCAUAUUUUUGAGCCAGUAUCAUUUUACUAUAAUUUUCUUUUUUGUUUGUUUUUUCCCUCUCCUUUCUUCUCCCCUCCCAUAGGAUUUCAUUAUUUUGAAAUGAUUGAUUUGAUUUCAGUGUGGAGAAUAGGUUGUAGGGAGCAAUAGUAGAAGCAGACAGCAGGGAAUGGUUGCAGUGUUCUAGGUGGAAAAUGAUGGUGACUUGGACUAGGGAGGUGAUAAGAAAAAUAUAGAGAAAUUGAUGGAUUUAGGAUAUGUAUUUGAAGGUGGAACCAACAAGGUUUGCUAAUCAAUUAGAUGGGAAUCGGGGAAAGAGAAAACUCAAAAACUCCUCAGCUUUUUACCUGGGGCAAGUGCCUACACAAAAGAUGGUGCCAUUUGACAUGAUGAAGGCAGGGAAAGAACACAAUGGAGGCAGAAUAGAGAUCAAAGGUGCAGGUGGGGAAAUUAAGAAGUCUGUUUUAGACAUGUUAAAGUAGCCAUGACUUGGACAUCCUAUAAAAGUAAUAUAAUGUGUUAAGUGCUCCAGUAAGGAUAUGUUCAUAGUUCUUAUGGAAUGGGGAGUAGAUCCUAAGUCUUUUUUGAAGAAGUAGAAGUCAGAAAUACUUUUUUUGUAGCCUCUGUCUCAGUGUUACCUUAGCAUCUAUAUGUAUUACUCUGAUGUAGCAGUAAUCAUGCUGUGCUGUAAUUUCUGAUUCGUUGUGGACUUUCCUAGAUUCAUUUAGCGUUGAAAUUAUAGAGUUCUAUUUGUUUUACACCUUUUUAUUCCCAGAAACAUGUAUCUGGUUCAUUUUUAUUCUAGCUAUUUAUAAGUUUACUUGUAAAGUGAAUACAUGUGACUGCUACAGUCUGAAAACAUGAGCUAAAACAGUGAUAGUAGGAAUGGAAGAAAUGUAGCUGAGAGAAUUUUUAUUGAAAAGAUCAGUAGGACUUGAUAGCCAAUUAAAUAAGUUGACUCAGUGAGAGGAAUGAGUAAUAGUAGUAAAUAAUAAUAUAUGUAGUGCUUAUUAUGUGCCAGGCACUAUUCUAAGUGCUAAAGUUAAAACAUAUAUUAAUUCAUUUAAUCCUCAUGUAACUCUGUGGUGCAGACACUUAUUAUCAUCCCUGUUUUGUAAAUGAGGAAGCCAUAGAAAAGUAACCAGGUCACCCAACGUCACGCAGCUAAGAUGUGGCAGAACUAGGAUAAUGAAUGUAGGUGGGCUGAUGCCAAAAUACAUGCUGUUAACCACUCUGCUAUGUGACUUCCUAAUUGAGAAUGAAGGUUCUUCCGUAUUUUAGAGUUCACCUUGAAAAAAAUAAAAAAUAAUAAAUUAAAAAUAAUUUUUUAAAAAAGGAAAGUUCUUUUACUUGCCUUCUCUAAGAACUAUAUAGGAACACAAGUUCCAUUCUAAUUGAUGUUAGAGAUUGCAGCAACAUGGAAGAUAUUCAGGUGGCCUGAGGUGGGGAAACUGGCAGGCUAGGCAUAGGAAUUUCAGAUACACUGAUGUUUCUUUCCCCCAGUAAUACUGCCUCCAAAGCUGGUAGAAGGAAGGUAGCAACUCCAACAUGAUUGCUUAGGGUUGUCAGGUGGACUCAUGGUUUCUCCCUAUUUUCAGUUCCUAGCCGGGCCUGAUAGGUAAUUUUGCAAAAGCCUCACUUUAUUUGGUUUACCAAGGUGAAGGAAGAAAGUUUAAUUUUUUUCUGCUUUAUCACACUGCUUUAUUACCAAUCUCAACAAAUUUUUAUUGACACUUUUUAUUACAUAAAUAACUACAGGUUUAGUGGGGAUAUAGAGAGUUUGUGGACAUUGCUUGUUCUUAAGAUUCUAAUAAAUGUAUGAGGAAGACAUCCAGAAAAAUUUAGAACAUGAAUUGUUCUCUCUAUAUGAAUAUCAAUGAAGGCAUGAUCAUUAUGCAGUGGAGAAGACAGAGAAAACCUAGAGAAUGUGGAAUUCAAACUGAGCCUUGGGAAUGUAUUAAGUUAAAUGGAGAAAAGACCGAGGGCAAGGCUCAUUGAGCAGAUGAUAAAAUACUUUUGAGCAUAUGUGUUAAUAAUGUGUUGGCUGGGUGUGGUGGCUCAUGUUUAUAAUCCCAGGGAGACCUAGGUGGGAGGACCUCUUGAGCUCAGGAGUUCAAGACCAGCCAGGGCAACAUAGGGAGACCCUGUUUCUACAAAAUUUAAAACAAUUAGCCUAUUUUGGUGGGACAUGCCUGUGGUCCCAGCUAUUUGGGAGGCUAAGGUGGGAGGAUUGCUUGAGCCUGGGAGGUUGAGGCUGCAGUCAGAUGUGAUUAUGGCAACCUGGGUGACAGAGUGAGACCCUCUAAAAAAAAAUGUGUUUCAUAGUUUGUCUUUCAUAGAGGGGUUCUUGGAGGCGUCACGUAAGAGAUAAGUUUGGACAAGUAGGAAGAGACAAAUUACAAAAGUACUCUGAAUGAAUUUAGACUUUAAUUAAAUAGAUUCUUGCUAUUUAAAUAAAUCAGAAUUUACAGCACAGCAUGAUUCAGCAUGUAGUCUCUGUACUAACCAAAUAGGAAUCUCCAAGCAGCUUUUUAGAAAUGUCGAAUCUGAGUUUGUGAAUAAGAAUCUGCAUUCACACAGCAUUCCCAGAUGAUUCUUAACAUUCAAUAAAAAUUGGAAAGUACUGCUCUAGUGAGGAGUCAUUUCACUCUGUUAUUCUAAAUCAAAUGUUUAUAACUAGGAACACAUUUUUCAGCAGAAACUGUGUAAGAAAUGUUAGCUAGGGAAUUAUGAAGCAUUUAACCCCAGCUCCUAGGGGUUUAAAUGCUUCAUAAUUUGAAAUAUUCUGUGAGAUCUAAUGCUGAGGUUCCAGGUGGGGCAGUAACUGCUGCAAUGAAGAACAAUUGGGUUUUGUUUAGGGAAGAGAAAAAAAAAAAAAAAAGGAAAUAAAUCUACCCGCCUGUUUAGGUGCUGGGUUACACAGAGUGCAACAUAAGGUCAGUGACUGGGGAGAUCCUGAUUCUGUAAUUCCCUAGAUGGGACUUUGGAGAACAGAAGCUGUGUUUUGAGGAAAGAUCUAAGAUGCUCAUAACAAAUUUUCUUUUAACACAAUGAUAGCCUUGAUUCAAGGAAAGAAAAAAUUAUUUCCCUAAGUUACACAAUCUCUAAGAUAGGUUGGCAAGUAAAACAGCAUGAUGCAGAGUAGUAUGUAUGCUAAAGUGAAAAGUCUCUAACAUUUGUUAUUUUGCAUAUGUCUAUGUAUAUAUAUCGGUAGUAUAAAUUCCUAGAAAUGAGGUUGUUUGAACAGAAGCUAUAUGCAUUUGUCAUGUUGAUAGAUUUUUUUGUAAUUGUUCUCCAUAAAUAUUCUAUCAGUUUAUACACUGGUGAUGCGUAAGGAUGCUAUGUUAUAUAUGCAACUUACUGAUCUUUGCCGUGUGAUGGUUAAAAGAGGGUAUCUCAGUGUUAUUUUAAUUUGUGUCAGUAAAGGUUGAGAUUGAACAUCUUAAAAUAUAUUUAAGAGCCAUUUCUGUAAAUGUUCACAUUCUUUGCCAAUUUUCCUAUUAGAGUAAUUCUUUAUCUUUUUUAUUUCUAGAAAUUAUUUAUAUAUUAGGAAAAUUUUGUGAUAUGAAUUGCAAACCUUUUGCUUAUAUGGAGUAGCAAACAGCAAAUGUGGCUAGCUAGUAGCUAUUUUGGACAACACAAGCCUGUAGAGGCAGACUGCUUAAUUUGCUACUGACCCAUAUUUCUGUAGAACCAUGAUUACCAAAAGGAUAGGGUAGGGAUUGUCUUUGAAAACAUGUUCAGUACCGUUUGGACAACACACAGAAAAAGCUUUAUGAAUUUUAGGAAGGUAAAGUUUGAUGAAAUCCUCUUAGCUGAUGGGAAAUGGCUAAAAACCUAUCUAGGAAUAUUAUUAAUUUUCAAAAUUUACUGAUGUGGGAAAUCAUAGAGCUGUUUUAAAUCAAAUGCCUCCAUAUUAUUUCCCAUUCUUUCUACUAGGUUACCACCAAAGAACAUGAUUUUGGUCUAGGGGCUCCAGUUUCUGAAGCUGAAAACUACCAGAAUACCCUCCAGCUAGAACGAGAAGUGAGAAAUCAAGACAGAUUCAUCUCGACACUGAAAUUACAGGUUGCAUUUAGUUACAACAUGUUUUCCUGAGUCAAUUUGGGAUGGGAACCUAUUUUGAAACAAGAAGAUAGAGAAUAAAUAACUACUAAUUCAGAGCUCGUUUAAAUGUUAUGGGUCUAAAAUCAUUCAAUUUUUAUCUUAACCAUUUUGAUAAACAUAAGAGUCAGUCAGUGAGUACAAACUAUGUAUGAAUGUUUAUAGCAGCUUUAUUAUAAUUGCCAAAAACUUAGAAGCAACCAAGAUGUCCUUCAAUAGGUGAAUGGAUAAGCAAACUGUUGUACAUCCAUACAAUGGAGUACUAUUCAGUGUCUUUUAAAAAUGAGCAAUGUAGCCAUGAAAAGACACAGCGGAACCUUGAAAGCAUGUUGCAAACCUGUAAAGGCUGUGAAAUGUGUGAUUCCAACCACAUGAAGGUUAUAUAACUAUAGAAACCAUAAAAAGAACAGUAGUUACCAGGAAUUGGAGGGAGAGGGGAUGAAUAGGUGGAGCACAGGAUUUUUAGGGCAGUGAAACUAUUCUGUAUGAUACACUGAUAGUGGAUACGUGUGACCCUAUGUAUGUCAAAACUCACAGAAUGAAUAACACCAAGAAUGAAUCCUAAUGUGAACUAUAGACAUUAGUUAUUAAUAGUGUAACAAUAUUGUUUCAUCAAUUGUAACACAUAUACCACAUUAAUACAAAAUGUAAAUAAUAGAGGAAGCUAUCUGUUGAGGGAGAGAGGAAGUAUGUAGGAACUCUUUAUACUCCCUAAUCAAUUUUUUGUAAACCUAAAACUACUCUAAAAACUUAGUCUAUUAACUACAUGAGAGCAAAUAUUUCCAAAUUACCUAUCUGAAAGGGCUUAAUAUCCAGAAUAUACAAAGGACUUCUACAACUAGCCCCUUUUCCCCAAAAUGUGAUUCAAAAAUGGGCAAAGGGCUUGAACAGACAUUUCUCCAAAGAAGAUAUACAAAUGUCAGUAAAUACAUGAAAAAGAUGCUCAACAUCACCAACCAUUAUAGAAAUGCAAAUCAAAACCAUGAGAUACCACUUCAUCCCCAUUAGGAUGGUUGUUAUAAUGGAAAAUAACAAGUGUUGGUGAGGAUGUGAAGAAACUGAAAAACUUGUGCAUUGCUGAUGGGAAUGUAAAAUGGUGCCACCAUGGUGAAAAAUCUUUUGAUGGUUUCUCAAAAUUUAAAAGACAGGCUAACCGUAUGAUCCAGCAAUUCCACUCCCAGAUUGAAGAUCUCAAACAUACAAAUCAUGGCUUGGAAGACUAUGUUAGGAAACUCUUGGAUAGUAAGGAGGUGGUAAGCAGUCAAGUAGACGAUUUAACCAGCCACAAUGAGCAUCUUUGUAAAGAAUUGAUUAAAAUUGACCAACUUGCAGAGCAACUACAAAAAGAGAAAAAUUUUGUGGUGGAUACCGCCAACAAGGAACUUGAAGAAGCCAAGAUUGAACUCAUUUGCCAGCAAAAUAAUAUUAUAGUAUUGGAAGAUACAAUAAAAAGACUUAAAUCUAUAAUUUUAGAGACUGAAAAAGCACAAAAUAAAUCUCCUUCUAGACUUGAUUCCUUUGUCAAGACUUUGGAAGCCGACAGAGAUUACUAUAAGAGUGAAGCUCAAAAUUUAAGAAAGAUGAUGAGAAGUAGGUCUAAAAGUCCAAGACGCCUGUCACCAACUGCCCGGGGUGCAAACUGUGAUGUAGAACUUUUGAAGACAACAACAAGAGAUCGUGAAGAGCUUAAAUGCAUGCUGGAAAAAUAUGAGCGCCAUUUGGCAGAAAUUCAGGGUAAUGUCAAGGUUCUUACAUCUGAGAGAGACAAGACCUUCCUUCUUUAUGAACAGGCACAGGAAGAAAUUGCCCGACUUCGACGAGAAAUGAUGAAAAGCUGUAAGAAUCCUAAAUCAACAACAGCACAUGCUAUUCUUCGGCGAGUGGAGACUGAAAGAGAUGUAGCCUUCACUGAUUUACGAAGAAUGACCACAGAACGAGAUAGUCUAAGGGAAAGGCUAAAGAUUGCUCAAGAGACAGCAUUUAAUGAGAAGGCUCACCUGGAACAAAGGAUAGAGGAGCUGGAGUGUACAGUUCAUAAUCUUGAUGAUGAACGUAUGGAGCAAAUGUCAAAUAUGACUUUGAUGAAGGAAACCAUAAGCACUGUGGAAAAAGAAAUGAAAUCACUAGCCAGAAAGGCAAUGGAUACUGAAAGUGAACUUGGCAGACAAAAAGCAGAGAAUAACUCUUUGAGACUUUUAUAUGAAAAUACAGAAAAGGAUCUUUCUGAUACUCAACGACACCUUGCUAAGAAAAAAUAUGAGCUACAGCUUACCCAGGAGAAAAUUAUGUGCUUGGAUGAAAAAAUUGAUAAUUUUACAAGGCAAAAUAUUGCACAGCGAGAAGAAAUCAGCAUUCUUGGUGCAACCCUCAAUGAUCUGGCUAAAGAAAAGGAAUGCCUGCAAGCAUGUUUGGAUAAAAAGUCUGAGAAUAUUGCAUCCCUUGGAGAGAGUUUGGCAAUGAAAGAAAAGACCAUUUCAGGCAUGAAGAAUAUCAUUGCUGAGAUGGAACAGGCAUCAAGACAGUCUACUGAGGCCCUAAUUAUGUGUGAACAAGACAUUUCCAGAAUGCGUCGGCAAUUGGAUGAGACAAAUGAUGAACUGGCCCAGAUCGCCAGGGAAAGAGAUAUCUUGGCUCAUGACAAUGACAAUCUCCAAGAACAGUUUGCUAAAGCUAAACAAGAAAACCAGGCACUGUCCAAAAAAUUGAAUGACACUCAUAAUGAACUUAAUGACAUAAAACAGAAGGUUCAAGAUACUAAUUUGGAGGUUAACAAGCUGAAGAAUAUAUUAAAGUCUGAAGAAUCUGAAAACCGGCAAAUGAUGGAACAACUUCGAAAAGCCAAUGAAGAUGCUGAAAACUGGGAAAGUAAAGCCCGUCAAUCAGAGGCAGAUAACAAUACCCUAAAAUUGGAACUUAUCACUGCUGAGGCAGAGGGUAACAGAUUAAAAGAAAAAGUAGAUUCCCUCAACAGAGAGGUUGAGCAACACUUAAAUGCAGAAAGGUCUUACAAGUCCCAGAUUUCUACCUUACAUAAGUCUGUUGUAAAAAUGGAAGAGGAGCUUCAGAAGGUUCAGUUUGAAAAAGUGUCCGCUCUUGCAGAUUUGUCUUCUACUAGGGAACUCUGCAUUAAACUUGACUCAAGCAAAGAACUUCUUAAUCGACAGCUGGUUGCUAAAGAUCAAGAAAUAGAAAUGAUGGAGAAUGAGUUAGAUUCUGCUCGUUCUGAAAUUGAACUCCUGAGGAGUCAGAUGACAAAUGAGAGAAUCUCCAUGCAGAAUCUAGAAGCUUUGCUGGUGGCCAAUCGAGACAAAGAAUAUCAGUCUCAGAUAGCACUUCAAGAAAAGGAAUCUGAAAUUCAGCUUCUUAAGGAACACCUUUGUUUGGCAGAAAAUAAAAUGGCCAUCCAGAGUAGAGAUGUGGCCCAGUUCAGAAAUGUUGUCACACAACUGGAAGCUGACUUAGACAUUACCAAAAGACAACUUGGAACAGAGCGCUUUGAAAGGGAGAGGGCUGUGCAAGAACUUCGCCGUCAAAAUUACUCAAGUAAUGCUUAUCAUAUGAGUUCUACAAUGAAGCCAAAUACAAAAUGCCAUUCACCAGAACGUGCUCACCAUCGAUCUCCUGACCGAGGCCUAGAUCGAUCAUUAGAAGAGAAUCUUUGCUACAGAGAUUUCUGACAGCUGAAAUGAUUCUUCACAUCUCUGAGAAAGGUCAAAGUUACAAACUGAUUUUUUUUUGCUACAUGAUUGCAUUUAUCUUUUAAAUGCUUGGCGAUGUUAAAUGUAUUUAUUAACAUUGUGUGUCUAAUCUCUGUUCUGAUGUGCCAUGUUGCAGUGAUCUGAGAUAACUUAUAAAAACAAAAAUGCAUAUGGCUCUUUCUAUCCAUGCAGUAAUAGUGAGUGUAAAAUUUGCUUACUUCACUAUUGAACACUGUUAUGUUCACUAUCCGGAGUAAAUAAAGAAGCUUAUUAAAACAGGGCAAAGUGUUUUUACAAAACUGAUUUCCUUUCCUUUCUUGGUAUCUCAAAUAAUUGGUUGGUUAAUAUUUUUCUUUGUGAUUUGUGCAUUCAUGGCUAGAAAAUUUGUGCCAAAAUGGGUACAAUUUAUUGAUACUGGCCUGGGAUCUGAUAUUCCAUUUGGAACCAACCUUACAUAAGUUCCAUGCCAUAAUCUGAUAUUGAAGCAGCAGAAAGUAGGAGUGCUGUCAGGGUUUUAAAAUCUGUAGCAUUGUACCACUCAAAGACUAAGUAACAUACAUUUUCUACAAUUGUGUUUACUACUACUGUUUUUAGAAAGGUAGGUGAUGAUAUACCUGUCAAGAAUGUAAGAUUUUUUUUUAAUCUGUAUUUUUAAUAAGUUUUCCUUAAAGUACUGCAAUCAACUUAAUUGCCAUUUUAUUUUAUUGUCUGUGGCAGCUGUCUGUAAUCUGGAGUAACAAGACAAGUGAUGUUUCUUUCCUCCCCCAAUUUCCUAAAUCUUUUACCUUACCUAUCCAUAGGCUUUGAUGCAAUGUUCAUAUUAAAGCCUGAAUACUACUGUAUUUUACUGAUAUAAGCUAUUUGUAUUCUUGCCAUUUUAAUAAAAAAAGGCUUGUCAUUAAUAGUA